CCCGCCACAAAGACUCAAACAACUCGUUAAAUUUCAGGAGCUACAAAAAUGGCCACAUAUGGCAAGAUCUCACGGACAAUGACCUCAUCACUCCAUUCUCCGACAACGAAUACAUCCUAAAAGGCUCUCUCAUCCCUUCUCCACACAACAAAGCUGUCGAGCAAUUCUUCCCAUUCCACGAAAGAAAAACAGCAACCAAGAAACAAGACGCAGAAGAAGAAGAAGAAGAAGAAGAAAUAGCAGACGUCCCAAUUCUAAAAACACCAUACGAGACCUUACAUAUUGAAGCUAACGUCUCUCCAAAACCCCCGCCACGUGGCGACGAAGAGUCUCCCAUAAGACCAGAUACUUCUUCCUCAUCCUCCUCUGUUCUGAAGUCUGAGCGAACAGAGGAGAUGAAGGAAGGCGAUAAGGAGAAGAGUUGUGGCAAACUUGUGGCAAUUAAGAAGAAUGGGAGUCAGGUUGAUAGAAGUAAUAGUAAAGGGAGAGGAGAAGCGCAGCCUCGCCGGCGGGCGGCGGAUGUUUUAAGGAAUCUGCUCAGGUGCAGGCUUGUGGACACGAAGGAUACUGUGAAGAGGGAGAGCAGAGGGAUGAAUGGAUCGUUGUCGCGGAAGAGUUAUCAGACAAGCAGUAGCAGCAAUGAGAGGAAGAAUUGGGAGAAGAGGGGAAGCAACGGAAGAUCGAGACAAAUGACAGAAAAAACUACAUCAGCCACGUUCAAGCCUUCUAAAGAGCCAAACUGCUCGCAAUGUGGCAAACCGUUCAAGCCUGAGAAGCUGCACUCUCAUAUGAAGUCAUGCAUAGCUCUGAGCGAGCGGGGCAAAAGCUCCAGUCUAAACAAAGAGACGCAAACUGGAACAAAACGACCAUCUAAAGUUACAGUGACUGUUCUCUAAAAUGAUGAUCCUUGCACGUCUUUGAAUUAUU
Molecule: messenger RNA, 927 nt
Organism: Phalaenopsis equestris
Lineage: Eukaryota; Viridiplantae; Streptophyta; Magnoliopsida; Asparagales; Orchidaceae
Exons: 3
Source: RefSeq, a predicted model, not a curated record